UAUUCAGGGGUAACCAUGAUACACUCCGAGCCACAUUUCGGUUUCAGGUUUAACGUGUCGUUAACGGCAGAUACAGAGCGAUUAACUACCAUACGGCGAGUCAGCAUAGCUGUUAAUGUUCAAACUCACCGGCUGUCAAAAAAACUGUAUGGAGGGAGUUGAUCUCGCGGCGGUUACAGUGCGGGAAAUUAACGUUAACUCAACCGCCCCUUGCUCAACGGAUUUUACAACGGCUGUUUUUUGGCUGCUUCUUACCCACAGUCAUGUGAUUGUAACGUAAAACCCCUAACCGGAAAACAACGACGGACGACCCUCUCCGCCGCCGACAACGAAUGCUGCGUUUGCAAGGAACAGUACAAGCUGCUGCGAGCCCAGAGAGGACGAACGAGUCCCCGGUAACAAACAAACAACGGCGACACGGCAAACCCCACGGAUUUAAACGGCUUGCAGGUUGAAGAAUGGAGUUGGCCAACCAUGGUCUUAUCCUGCUGCAGCAGCUUAACGCUCAGAGGGAGUUUGGCUUCCUGUGCGACUGCACUGUGGCCAUAGGAGAUGUCUUCUUCAAAGCCCACAAAGCUGUCCUUGCUGCCUUCUCCAACUACUUCAGAAUGCUCUUCAUUCAUCAGGACAGUGACUGUGUGCGCCUGAAGGCUUCUGACAUACAGCCAGAUAUUUUCAGCUACCUCCUCAACCUGAUGUACACAGGCAAGCUUGCACCCCAGUUAAUAGACCCUGCACGGCUGGAGCAAGGGGUCAGAUUCCUGCAUGCCUAUCCACUCUUGCAGGAGGCCAGCCAGUCUGUGUAUUCACACCCUGAGCAGCACAGCAUCAACCUUUCCACUUCCCUUUACGGCAUCCAGAUCUCUGACCAACAGGUAGGGCUGUCAGCUAGAUUGUCCACCCGAAGGCAGCUCUCCUCACCUUUUGACAUGGAGCAGCAAAGCUCAGAGGGGAAGUAUCCGUCCACGGCAGCUGCCACAGCUUCAUACGCAAAUUCCUUACUAUCCAAGCUAACGUCCUCACCCCCAGACAUGGAGGCCUCCACCAGCGGCACAAAGCCUACAGUUGAGGAGGGGGGAAUGGACUUGCUAAGUGCAGAUGGUUCCUCAGCCAGUGCCAUCCUCCAUGUAAAACCCAGCAUCAUGAAGAGGAACUCCUCCUUUAGGAAGCAUUACUCCUGUCAUCUGUGCAGGAGUCGAUUCACCCAGAGAAGCCUGCUUAGAGAGCAUCUCCUCCAACACACCCAUGCUCUACAGCAGGCGCCAGCUGAGCCCAGCAGUGCACUCUCACCUGUCAUGACUAGAGAACACAGGAUGCUAGAGUUAGAGGGGGUCCUGAAGGGAUUCAAGGCAGGGUCAAGUGCCUUGGCUGCCACUACUGCAGUAGAGAUAAUUAGUGACAGCGAGCAAACGCCUGUUUCAGGUACCAAUUCGGACUCUCCCCGAGCAGAGGUGUCCACAUCCAGCUGGGGGGUGGGAGGAUUACAUUCUCAGGCAGACACGCCACCUCCGUCAGACAUUGCGGACAUCGACAACCUGGAGAGUGCCGACUUGGACCGGGAAGUUAAGCGGCGGAAGUACGAGUGCUCCACCUGUGGCCGCAAGUUUAUUCAAAAGAGCCACUGGCGUGAACACAUGUACAUCCACACAGGCAAGCCCUUCAAAUGCAGUGCGUGUGGCAAGAGCUUUUGCCGGGCAAACCAAGCAGCCCGCCAUGUGUGCCUGAACCAGGGGGCCGACACCUACACCAUGGUGGACCGACAGAGCAUGGAACUGUGCGCUGCAGGCGACGACAGCAGCCAGAUGGAGGCAAUGUUCUUGGGCUCAUCAAAGCCUUACAAGUGUAACAUUUGUGCGACCACCUUCUCAAGUCCCAAUGAGGUGAUCAAACACUUGUGUUUUACUCAAGGGGGAUUAGUGGGGCUGCAGGGAAACACGGGCGCAGGGAUGCUGCUCCAGCCUGAAGAAUUCUCCAAAGAUGAAGGCUCUGAUUUGUCCAACUCCGGCACCCCACUGGAACCCAUUAAGACUGAGGAAAUCCUCGUAGAGUAGUGCCAAAACUGUGUAUUUGUCCUUUUUAACAUGUACGUUUGCUUUCUAAAUUAUGGUUAAUAGGUAAGCUAAAGGUGAAGUUCAUCAGGUUAUGUAUGUUUGAGGUUCCCAGUAUACUAAAACUGUUUUUUGGAGGGGGGGGGGGGGGGGGGGGGGGGGGUUGGAACAGUAUUUUGGACUUUUUUGGCCCUUAGUAUGAAAAAAGUAAAAUAUAUAGUAAAGUAAAUCACCUAUAGCUCUCUGAAAUUCAGUCCAACAUCAUAAGAAAAGCAAAUAACAUUAGAUUCAAGCUGAAUACCAAUGAGGGAGGUAAAGUAACUAUUAUCUUGUUUCAUCUCAUUUUAUUGUUGGUGUACAUUGGUAUUAGACUCAGAUGUCAGACUGUACCACGUUGUUUUUUCUUAACAGAUAAAGUUGUGGUAAGGCAGCACAGGCAUACUUUGAGUAUAAGAGGAAAAGGAAGCAGAGACAGUUCCGGAGGACACAGCAUGUUGUGAGAUGACUUUGCUGUGCUAGAUUUGAGGAGGAGAAAGAGUUGCAAACUACUAACAGUCCCUCUGGAGCUGCACAGAAGAGUUGUUUUUUCAUGGUCAUAAAUGAGAGGCUGAGUCAGCAGAUCAGGUAUAAAUUAUAAUACACAAUAUACACACAAAUAUAUUCAGCCCUGAGACAAUCUGUACUCAUUUUCUAUUCAUCUAUUCAGCCCGAAAGUACAUUUGUCUUCCAUUCAUGUUCUGGUUGGUGUUUUGGCUCGGCAGAAUAAGUAACUUGAAAUGUAAAGUAAUGACCAAUAUUUAGUUGUGUUACUCUGUGUUUUGUUGACUGUGCUAAAUGUGUUUAUAGUUCCUAUGUCAUUACACCUAAUUAAAGCACAAUUGCUCCUCAUAGUAAGAGUUCGGCCACUGAAAAUUGGUCACAACAAGCAAGAGUGUUCAUUGUGUUUACAGUUGAGCCACUUUUCUUUUUUUACUUUCUCAUUUUUACUUGUGUUGUCUAACUCUUUGGUGACUGAUUAAAAAAGCAAAAUCACAUUUCAUGUUACAUUCAGAAAGACAUACCUUAAUGGGAGACUGACCUGGACAACAUUGUCUUUAUAUAAUGCUCCAAUCUACUUUUUAAAGCCCUUCGUUUUUAUUUGACAUGCUUUUUAAAUUUUAUAUACAAUGCUAUAUUUACAAAGAUUACUUUAUAUUGCAAAUGUGUAUGUAUAUUAGUAGACAAAUACUUUUCAAAAUAAAAUUACAUUUGGUUAAGCAAAAGUAUGUAUUAGGGAUGGGCAUAAAACAUGUAUCUUUAAUUUCUUCAAGAAAUAGGUUAGAAUUAAAAAAUGUGAUUUGGGAUUUUGAGUCUAUUCCCCUUGCCAAAUUUGUGCUAAUUGCUAGCCUUCUCAUUCCAUUUUGGAAAAAAGAGCAUUUUAAAAUAUGCAGGUGAACACAUUGAGAUGUAUAUGAUGCAGAGGUAGUUUGAAUAGUAGUAUGAAUGUUUUACCUGUCAGUGUGGAGAUCAUAUGAACUCAGGCAGGUUUGGGGGCGUGACACAUGGCGAGUUAGCUUUAAUAAGAAAUAUGAAAUGCCAGGAUGAUAUAUCUAUAUACUUGACUGUCUGGGUGCAAAUGUGUUAAGGGAAUAUAAAAUAUGCUAUUAUAACUGACAACAACAUACAUAGUUUGUGGUAAGAGAAACACUUUCUAUGAACUACUGAUAACUAGAAAUUGUAAAAAAUAAAACUUUACAUGCAUGUCGACUUAAUGUGAAGCAGUUAUAUAAUUUGUCAGGCUGAAACAUGUGAAACAUCUGUUACAAGUGUAACAGAAGCACAGGCAGCAUAUCACAGGUUGUCAAGGAACAAAAUUCUUGAUUAGGCCCUUUAAAGUUUGUGCACAUUUAAAAAUCAGUGAGCAUCACUGUCUUGAGUUGCUAUUUUUUUAUUGUUGCAAAAAACAAAAAUGAUUAGUCGGACAUUUGUCUUCCAAAUUUCUCCCUGACAGCAGUGAUAGAGACUAAUAAUAUAAUUUGCAAUAUUAUUUUAAAGCAGAGUUGUUAACUAAGACACACAGAAGCGCAUUCAUGUGUACUGUAGAAAGUAUUUUAAAUGUAGUUUUUGUUGGAUUUAUUGACUUGGUUCCAUCUUUUAAUCCUUUUUUUUUUUGUGAAAAUAUAAAAAAUGCCCAUCCUUAGUAUGUUUAUUAUAUGUGUAGUUGUUUUUUUUCUUCUUCUUUGAGUCAAUUUGACCCAGCCAAUUACAGAUUUAUGAAAGUAAAGAUGAGGCCCAGCACCAAUUUGGUUUAAGUGGGAUUUUUGUACUGUAAAUCCUCCUAAAUUUGUAUUAAAUAUUGAAAAGCAGCUGUUGCUUUGAUGCAAUGAGCCUAGUGUUUAGCUAGAGGGAGCUGUUUUCUUAUUUGUCUACUCAGGUCGAGUGAGGGGGAAGGCUGUCAAAUUUGAAGUACUAUCUUUAUUAGUGUUUUUUCUUAUGCAGUUGCCAAUUAUACAUGACCAUAUUGACAUUUUCCAUAAAGAAAUAUUCCAUCACAUAAAUACACCCACAAGUGUUUUUGCCAAGGGAAAGAAUUUGUGUUUGUGUCUUGAUUUCAAGCUGGUUUUGUUGAGGCAACUGAAACGCUGUACUACUGACAUUCAUUUCUUUGAGCUCAAUUGAUACACAGAAAUACGCACAGUACAUGCACAAAAGUCCAAAUCCUUCCUCAGCUGAAGUUGUAAUCGUUGGCAUGCCACAUCAGUCUUGUAGCUUAAUGGUUUGUGUGUGUGUGUGUGUGUGUUUAAACAUCUCAGGAUGAUGAGAAGUUUGACGUCUUUUGUCUUUUCUGUCCACUGUUUAUCAAAAGCAAAAAUUUAAUUUCAAACUAAUGAUCUUACUCCCCAGUGCCCAUCUGACAUCUACUGUGAUCAAUCUGUGUUCUCAGGAAUGUGAGUAAGUUUCUGUAUACACAACUUUGUUCUUUUCAAUGAAGAAUGAACAAUAAAAACAUGUCUUUUUAUA
Etheostoma spectabile (orangethroat darter) is the source of this 5048-nucleotide messenger RNA. RefSeq names its product zinc finger and BTB domain containing 2b (gene zbtb2b). Gene Ontology annotation, molecular function: protein binding; DNA-binding transcription factor activity, RNA polymerase II-specific. The coding region runs from base 459 to 2051 and encodes 530 amino acids. The transcript is spliced from 3 exons. Gene Ontology annotation, cellular component: nucleus. Gene Ontology annotation, biological process: regulation of transcription by RNA polymerase II. The record is from RefSeq and is a predicted model, not a curated record. Lineage: Eukaryota; Metazoa; Chordata; Actinopteri; Perciformes; Percidae.